GAGGUGACUGUGCUGGUGGCAUGGAUAGCUCCAUCUCGGAUCACGGAGGCGAUAUUUUGGAAGAAGCACACAGAGCUCUUCCUCCCCGUUAGCCACAAGCAAGGAUUGGGUUCAACAGUCAAAUGCAGAACUGGUCAUGCCAAGCUCCUUGGGCCCAACAAGUUUGGCACUCUCGGCACUGAUUACGUCAUUAUUGCUGUUGGUCCAGACUACACGGAUGUCACCAAACAGAAUGAAUCCAAGCAAGCUGAGUACGAUCGAAAGCUUCGUCAUGUGUACACCAAAUCAUGCAUUCUUGCUGCCGAAGCAGGUGCCACCAAGAUUGUCUUUCCCCAAAUCAGUGGUGGACUCUACCGUGGCAACCAGAAGGAUAAACACCUUGCCCGUCAAGCUAUCUUGGGUAUUGGAGCUUGGGCUGGAAAGAAGGAAGCGGUCUCUGCAGUGUUGGAAGAUAUUAUUUUCUGUGUGAAUUCCAAAGCCACGGCCAAGAAGAUCAUUGCGGUUGCUGAUGAAGAGUUUGAGACCAAGUUGAAAUCGUCUGUUGCCGGUAACUAG
Molecule: messenger RNA, 555 nt
Organism: Seminavis robusta
Lineage: Eukaryota; Bacillariophyta; Bacillariophyceae; Naviculales; Naviculaceae
Source: the annotation of a GenBank genome assembly